Messenger RNA from Plasmopara halstedii, 1056 nucleotides. RefSeq lists its product as uncharacterized. The record is from RefSeq and is a predicted model, not a curated record. Lineage: Eukaryota; Oomycota; Peronosporomycetes; Peronosporales; Peronosporaceae. The transcript has 2 exons. The coding region runs from base 1 to 1056 and encodes 351 amino acids.
AUGGUUUUAUUGACUUGGGAAGAAUGCGGCUGUCUUCUCAAGCAGCUCCAGACUGCUGCAUAUGCUGUUUAUAACGAAGUACGUCAAGAUUCUCUGUCUGAUAGAAAGUUGAGAUUGCGUAGUCUCCUACUGAGGAUUCUAGCAUGUCUUCGCGAGUUUCGUCAAACAAUCAACAUAACUUUUCUCCAGGGUGGAUCUGAAAAUACGUUUCAGCCCGAGCUUUGCAGGUCUGAAGGUGAGUUUGACAAACAUCAGCUAGAAAGAAUUAGAAAACUACUUGCUGCCACGAAAAUCCACACCCAAAGCACGAUACCUACCAUGAAACACAUCCAGCAAAAUUGUUCUAAAAAUUAUCAAGAUGAACUUGCUGCGGUGGCUCAAGUAAACGAGGUUUUGGCGCGUCAUAAUCUACCGCUGGUUGACAAUAAGAACAAAAAAAGUUUGCAAGUGUUGGUGACAAAAUUGCGACAGAAAGAGCAGCAGCUCGUAUUUCACCAAGGGCUCUCAAAAGCCCAGCAACAUUUCUCAGGAAGUAAUAGUCUCUAUUCGGUAGACAACUUCGCAUACGGCAGCACUCCGUUUACAACGUGGUUAAACGUCUUCACCCAACAAGCAGUGCUAGACAAACUUGCAAGUGGACAAGUGAAUUUGACCGUCUUCGGUGCAUCUAUUGGAUCUCUCGUCUUCUUUGCAGGAUUGGUAUUUGGUCUUCGAUCAGUAGGUGUUGAGAUUUUGGAGUUUCUUCACGACGUGGCAGAACAAUUUCGAUUGAACCUACAAAUAUCCAAAGAAAAAUGCUGCUUUAAAUGCGCCGAUAUGGUCACUGUGUCAGUCCACGACGUGUCGAUACUUCUGCUCACGUCACAAUGUUGGGACGAAGCACUGUAUGCGCAGGUCCAGACCAAACUCGAGCUUGAGCUGCAGUCAGGAACGCUGGUCAUUGAUUACAAGAACGCGCUUCAGAAAUCACCACACUUUCGAUUAGUGCGUGAAGUACACAAUCAGCGCGUGUCUUGGAACAGCUCGCAGUCUUUUUUCAUUUUCGAGCGUAAAUGA